Molecule: messenger RNA, 798 nt
Organism: Balaenoptera musculus (blue whale)
Lineage: Eukaryota; Metazoa; Chordata; Mammalia; Artiodactyla; Balaenopteridae
Gene: CCL27
Product: C-C motif chemokine ligand 27
Biological process (GO): immune response; positive regulation of T cell chemotaxis
Cellular component (GO): extracellular region
Molecular function (GO): chemokine activity
Source: RefSeq, a predicted model, not a curated record
UUGUGAAAACACAACCGUGUGGGAGUGGAACUUUGAGUAUAACUGGGACUGUAUGAUUCCACCCGGGGUUGUCUGACCAUGUGAGGUUGAUCGAGUGAGGUGUGACUGUGAAUGUGUAACUAUGAGUAUGUGAGUGUGAAUGUCCAUCAUUGGAUGCCACUGUGGAUCCUUGGCCGCCCUUACUCAGUUACUGUACCAUCAGUCCCCACGUGCACAACCCCCCUCCCCAGCUUCUCUGCCCAGGAUUUAGGAGCCCAUGGGAAAUUACAGUCCUAAAAGAGGAAGGGGUCUGUGGCACAGGGGUCUCUGGUAAUUAGGGCCCAGGAGUGUCACAGGAUGAGCAAUACAUCUUCACCUGCCGCUGACUCACCUGGUGCCCCAGGUAAAAGGCACCCAGAUAAAAGGUAGGGAAGGAGGUGGAGAAAGAAGGAAGUAUCCAGGCUGAGCAUCAUGAAGGGAACCUCACCCACCAGCAGCCUCCUGCUGCUACUGUUGCUAAGCCCAGACCCUGGAGGAGCAUUGCCACUGGUACCCAGCACUACAUCAUGCUGUACUCAGUUCUACUGACAGCCACUCUCAAGCAAACUACUGAGGAAUGUCAUCCGAGUGGAAUUUCAGGAAGCUGAUGGGGACUGUCACCUCCAGGCCUUCGUGUUUCACCUGUCUUGACGCAGCGUCUGCAUCCACCCCCAGAACCUCAGCCUGACUCGGUGGUUUGACUGCCAAGGGAAGAGGCUCCAGGGGACUCUGCAAUUGAGUUUGGAGAUGAUAGGGAAAAUGGGCCGGGGCCCCCAGUAG